This is a messenger RNA of Momordica charantia (bitter melon), 2361 nucleotides long. Its product is annotated as KRR1 family protein. Gene Ontology annotation, biological process: endonucleolytic cleavage in ITS1 to separate SSU-rRNA from 5.8S rRNA and LSU-rRNA from tricistronic rRNA transcript (SSU-rRNA, 5.8S rRNA, LSU-rRNA). NCBI's taxonomy places the organism in Eukaryota, Viridiplantae, Streptophyta, Magnoliopsida, Cucurbitales, Cucurbitaceae. Gene Ontology annotation, cellular component: 90S preribosome; nucleolus. The record is from RefSeq and is a predicted model, not a curated record.
AGAAUUGGUAAACAUUAGGGCAAAAAAUUAGGGCAAACUUCAGAUUUCUCCAUCCUCUGGUUUUUUCGUUGUUGCAUUUCUCAAUCCGUCGUCGACUCCGGCCGCCUCCCUUCUGUCGUCACCUCCGGCUGCCAACCGUGCGUCGUCUUCUCCGAUAUCUGUAAUCGGUGUUCGUCGUCUACUACUUCGUAGCACCGGCGACAUCUCCUCCUCGCUAUCGCCGGCGUCUGCUUAUGCGAAACAAUGGGUUUACGACUAUUUGAUGGCAGUGAUACCGACAAUGAUGACUCAAAGAUAGAAAUUAAUCGGGAUUAUGCAAAAAAGUUCGAGCAUAAUAAGAAGCGAGAGGAUCUUCAGCGCUUAGAGGAGCUAAAGAAGAAGGGUCUAGUUGAAGACUCGGAAUCUGACAGCUCAGAAUCUGAAUUAUCUUCAUCGGAUGAAGAAGACAACAAAAAAUUUAUGAAGAAGGACAUGGAGUUCUUUAAUGCAUUAAUCAAGAUCAAGAAGCAGGAUCCAACUCUUAAACAGAAAGAUGUCAAGCUUUUUGAUUCGGAUGACAGCCAUGGCGAGGAAAGUGAUAAAGAUGGUUCAAUGGAGAAGAAGAAAAGGAGUAUGUAUUUGAAAGAUGUGGUAGCAAAACAUUUGAUGGAAGAGGGCCCUGAAUUCAAUAAUGAGGAAACUAAAAAUGUGAAGGUUUACGACAAGGAGCAAGAGGAGAUACGUAAGGCAUUCUUCGAGGCAGCAGAAGUGCAAGGUGAAGAUGACGAGGAAGGACUUUUGAAAGUGAAGGAGAGAGGUGUGGUGGAAGAGGAGAAGGAUGUUGAAUUUGAGAGGAAGUUGGAUGAGUAUUUUGGGGAUGGGGAUGACGAAUUGGACGAUAAUUCAAAGUUUUUGAAGGAGUAUUUUAAGAAUAAAUUGUGGCUUGGUGAAGAUCGAAAGGUUGGGGAGGAGGAGAUGGCCAUGUUGUCAGACGAUGAGGAGGAGAUUGAAAAACAAGAGGAAUAUGAAUACAGGUUUCAGGAAAAUGCAGGAGAUAGGAUUUUGGGGCAUAGUAGGACUAUUGAGGGGACAGUGAGGAAAAAGAAGAGUUCGAGGAAGGAGCAAAGGAAGAGUAAGGAAGAGAGGAUGGAGAUUGCAAGAAUAGAGAGGGAGGAGGAGUUGAAGCAUCUAAAAAAUUUGAAAAAGGAGGAGGUGAAGGAGAAGCUUAGGAAGAUUAGCGUGACAGCAGGAAUUGGGGAGGACGAGAUUUGCUUACUGGAUAUCAAAAAUUUAGAUGAGGAUUUUGAUCCAGAGGACUAUGACAAGAUGAUGAAGGUGGCUUUCGGAGAAGAAUAUUAUGAGAAAGAGGACGUUGAUCCCGAGUUUGGAAGUGAUAUGGAUGAUGAAGGUGACGGUGAGAUUGAGAAACCCGAUUUCGAUAAAGAGGAUGAGUUGCUUGGAUUACCAAAAGAGUGGGCCUCAUCUGGGUCAGGUGAUGGCUUCUUAGCAGCUAGGGAAAGGAGUUUAAAGCAUAAAAUAGAUAAUGAUCUAACUCAGGAGGAUAAUGAAAAAGAAGUUGAAGAACAUGUCAGUGAGGAAGAAAAAGGUAAGAGAAAGAGGAAGCGUAAAUUAUCUCUAUACCAGAAAGCUAAAGAAGCCAUGAUGGAGGAAUAUUAUAAGUUGGAUUACGAGGAUACAAUAGGAGACCUGAAGACGAGGUUCAAGUACGCCAAAAUACCACGUAAUCGUUACGGAUUGAGUACUGCUGAAAUCAUGGCAAUGGAUGACAAGGAGUUGAAUCAGUUUGUUUCUUUGAAAAAAUUGGCUCCUUACAAGGAAGAAUGGAAGAUACCAAAUAGUACCAGACAGCGCUUGAAAAUGAGGACCAAGGAGCUCCUUAACGGCGGGCCAUCUGGUGACCGGAAAGGCAGCAUGAAGAGAAGGAAGAACAGCUCCGAUACACACACUUCGGAUGACAAUGAGAAUGAGAAAACACAAAUUGAGGAUUCAAGUGGUGAUAAGGGCAAUUUAUCUAGAAAAGCCAGGAGAAAACUACGACGAGCGGAAUUUAAACUGUCACACUCUAGACUCCUGGCCUAUGGCAAGAUAACCUCAAAAUCCAAGAAGAAAACAAAACACUGAUCAUUGGAAAUCAAUUCAUGGGUCGUUAGCAGGUGAUUCUUCUUUGUCAGUCUUUGAUGAGCUAGCUUCUGUGCUUUCAUUUCUUUUUUCUUUCUUCCUCAUUGUGGUCUUGUCCCAACAUUUUGUAAUGGUGUAUCUUAAUGAUGAAUAUCAAAAGAAAAUAUAGGAAACAGAGUAAUACUGGUUGAUUCUAUGUUUGACCUUCAGAUUUUGGCCUAAUGUUCUGCCUUUUUUCCCAUU